Orussus abietinus is the source of this 14635-nucleotide messenger RNA. RefSeq names its product ubiquitin carboxyl-terminal hydrolase puf (gene puf). Gene Ontology annotation, biological process: protein deubiquitination. Lineage: Eukaryota; Metazoa; Arthropoda; Insecta; Hymenoptera; Orussidae. The record is from RefSeq and is a predicted model, not a curated record. The coding region runs from base 1195 to 12339 and encodes 3714 amino acids. The transcript is spliced from 12 exons. Gene Ontology annotation, cellular component: nucleus; cytosol. Gene Ontology annotation, molecular function: cysteine-type endopeptidase activity; cysteine-type deubiquitinase activity.
UUGACAGUUCUCGACUUCUACGUCUUCUUUUGCCCUCGGACUUACUGGACCGUCAUGGCUUGCCUUAAAUCUUUUUACAGGCCUCAUUGUAAAUCUCUUGAUUACAGUUUUCAUCUAAUAUAAUACAACUUUCAUAAUUUAUUCAACAAUCCAGCAGUAAUGAACACCUCUAAAACUGCGUUUCCUAUUUCACUCCUGUGUUUGAUAUGUUUAUUUAAUUUCGUUAAUGCAAGAGAUUGUUUACAAAUGUGUAUUAACAAACUACCCUCAUUUUCCGAACAUUCAGAGCUGGAAUCAAUGAGAAUCGUUACGACAAUCGAAACAGAUGAAAGAAUCGAAAAAACCGUUUGAAAUCAAUUUCGAAUCCAGCAAGUGGGGACGCCGCCGGUAGUAAAGAAUGACAAAGGAGAGCACUUUUGAAAAUGCGCGAAAAUGCUCUUAUGCAAGCAUUGCCUAGGUCGAAGAGAAACAGCAAAUCACAGCGAGUGGGACGGUCCCUGGAAAUAAAAAAGGCGCGCGUGUGAAAUUUGCCGUGAGUCGCGAGCGGUUGCGAUGUGGCAACAACGUCGCGUUAAGAUGUAGCGCCAUCGCGAGGGGAUGGGAAAUAAAGGGUUCGUCGAAGAUUUGACUUUUCGUAGCCGUCGAAUCGAUCGAGGAAACCGAAAUACAUGAGAUCUCGGCACGUGCCGCGGAAAUUGGAGAAACAGAUGAAGAGGAAACUGUCACGGGUGGAGACGCCGGUGACAGAAAAUCGCAUAUAACGUAAAAUACGAAAUUCAAAAUGGCCGCCGUCAGGUGUCUCCUGUCAAAAUGCCAUUGUGCUCGAACAACGACAACGAACACGAUUUAUAGGCAGUAGUGGUAACCCGAAGGGAGUCUCGGACCCCGGGAAAAUAAGAGUGAGCUAGUCGACGAGUCGAUUUCACCAGGUGUCGGAUUCACUUUGAAAUUUGGAGAUCGAGGCGACAAGCGCGACCUGAAGUGGGUCACUUGCGAGCGCAUCGGGGAGUGCGGAUGAACGCGGAGUCGACAGAAUCCAAUAUGGUGACUGAUGGAUUGAUCAACUGUUGUCGGUCGUCGAAACUCGUAGGGAUGUUUAGUAAUAUCGGCGUCGACUUCGGAGGUGAUCGGUGGUGAGGUGAAGUUAUGGACUUGAGGUGAUCUCGAGCCGUCCUAAGGCCAGAGAGAGGAAUCAUGUGCGAUGUGUGCGCCGACUUUCACGACCUUCUGCUCUCUUACGAGGAACGCGCCUCCAAGGAGCAAAAUGAGUUGGCCGCCCUCUUCGUAGUAGAUGUGGAGACGAUACUUCACUAUGUUAAUCAGUGGGUACAAAGGCAAUGUAUGUGCUGCUAUCGGGAGGUUAAGAACUUCGACCGAUUUAUAAGACUGACACAAAGUAUCGUUCUUUGCACGUUGCAACAACUUCAAGCCAUACAUCAAAAUGGCCAAUGUGUCGAAGAUGAAACCGACACGGCUAACGAGCACCGGCAUGAAAAGGAGAAAACGGAAAAAGAAAAGUUGAUGAAUGUAAAUCAUGUAAUUCCUGAAUCUUGGAGGAAGUAUACAUGGUCUCAACAGGAUAGAGAAAAAUUGUUUCACCUCCUAUCCAAGAUUUUUUUAUUGAACUUUCCAUUAUACAUUGCAAUGAAGCAUGGUGGAGUAAUAAAUCCUUUAGCUCCGAUCAAGGAUGAAGGUGGUUACUGCGAACCUCAUGAUCCAGAGGUGCCGGCACCUAUGAUCCGUGCAGUUUCAAUAUUUUGUCAUCAAGGUGGUUUCGAUUUGAUGUCCGCAUGCUUCGAUAUGAAAGAACCCCUACCUGUUGGUCUAGCUCAUUCUAUAGUUGCUGUCAUAUGUAAUUUGAAACUAUGGUUGAAUUAUGGUAGCGUCAUCCAGUUAUUUGUACCUCUGCGUAGUCGUGUUAUGAAAUAUAUGUGUCGUCUUGGGGAUAAAGAACUCCGUACCCCAGCUGUGAGAACUAUGGCAGAUUUUAUGUGGAGUGCUGCAAAGGAUCCAAUAGACGCAGUACUCCCAACGUUCGAUCGAGAUGGAUUAGAUUUGGCAUUUAAAUAUUUUACCAGUACGACAUUGACGAUGCGACUGGCAGGCAUAGCUCAAAUAAAUGCGCACAUCACGGCAUUCAACGAGCUGUGUAACAGUGAGACUGUAGCAGAAAUUGAGCAGGUCGGCCAUGCAUUAGCGGCGUGGCUCACAGAGAAUAACAUCAUCGCUCAUAUAUUUGGACCAAAUUUACACGUAGAAGUAAUUAAACAAAGCCACAUAGUACUAAGUUUCCUUGCAAUGGAGGGUAGAAUCUCGUCUUCGGACAUGGACACAAUGUGGCAGGCAGCACAGUUGAAGCAUUGCGGUCGCCCUGUGUACGAUUUGCUUGCCCCUUUAGUGAAACACUUGGCACCCACUCCUGUACUCCACUUGUAUUCGUUGCUGGGUAAGCUCGAACCCAAGGAUCAUACGGAACAAAGUCUAUUUUUGGCAUCCGCUUUGAUAAAAUUUAUUUGGACCUCGGGUGGCUCGGGAUAUCCGAGAGGAUUGUCCGCAAAAGGUAGAGAAGCUUUAAAAAAUUCCGGAGAAAUGGGAGGUACCAGUAGCAGCGAUCCAAGUGGGAUGGACGGAAGUAGCCCCGAAGAGGACGAAGAGGAACCUAGUCCGGCACCAUCCGAAGGGCCAUCGCCAAGAAAGCAGGCACGUGGUGACAGCAGCGAUUGCGAGGUUAACUUCAAAAUGAAGGGCUUGGAAAGUACAUCUCCUGGAGCUAAUUUUGUAAAAGUAGAGGAGCUGCCUCUGGCUAACGUGGAUCAAAAUUCCGACAUGUCGAAGAGUUCGGCCUUGAAGGGUGCGACCGAGGGAGUGACUAUUACCGAGGAAAAGUUCGAUGGUACGUGCGUCGCAAAAGACAAGCAAAGUGGCACCGACGCCGAGGCAGACACCGAAAAGUCGAAUACCGAAGAAACCGUGACGCAGGAGAAAAAGAAGAGGAAAGUUUUUCGAAAAAGAAAGAAGCCGCAGAAACGCUCCGCCUUUUCCGAGAAGGCACUGGAUUAUAUCGUGAGGGACGAAUCCAAUCGACCGUUACGGAAAGAUUUACCAUCCGGUAAAGUUGACAAUGCCUUCGAGCCCGUGAUGCUGAAUACUGCCGGUGGACAGAGAAGUCCCACGGACAAGAUAUUCGCUUUGGCGGACGUUUCGGCGUGCGAGCUGGAGACACCGACGUUCGAAAAUACAACACCGGAGUCUCAGUUGACAUUAGCGGACGACAAAGAAGUUAUUUUGACCCAAGUAUCGGAUAGCAGCCUGGAACCGGAUGAAGUCAGCACGGCGCUAGACGUCCGGAGGACGUUGAAAAUAAAGAAAUUAUUAUUUAAUAGCAUGAAUAGAUUAGCAGGCACUUCGGAGAGUACUCUGGAGACUGCCGCGUUUAGUAGAUCAUUGGACCGCCAGCGAGGUGCAAAAAUGAUGGACUUACCUAUCGACAAUAUGACAAGAUUGGCCGACGUGUCGGAGAGGGUCAUGGAGCCUGCGGUACUCAACAUGAUGCUGGAGGUACAGCAAACCCCAAAGAACGUAGGGCUGUCCAUCGACAAGAUGAGUAUACUGGCAGAUGUGUCGAACAGCAGAUUGGAGCCGAGAAUAUUCAGCGCUGCUCUGGAGGCCCAACAUGCUCGAAAGAGUGCGGAGUUACCUGUUGGCAAGUCAAACAUCUUGGCAGAGGUAUCGGACAGCAGCCUCGAACCGGCUGUACUGAAUACAACCGCGAACUCGGAGUACAGUCGAAAGGAACGCGAUAAAUCUAGGUUGGAUAACAUUUCAGAGAGUACUCUGGAGUCGGUUGGACUCAACGUGGCGCAGAAAUCCACGAAGAGAAUGGACCUUCCGAUGGAUAAGGCGAGUCGACUGGCCCUCGCUUCGGAGCCGGGGACGUCUCUGGAAGACCGCGGCGCGGAGACAACCGACGAAGCAACUCUCGAGUCACAGAAGGGUGCCGAGACCCUCGACAGGGUGAAACAUCAGGCCAUGGAGAUGGAGCCUAGCGAUCAGGAAGUACCCACCACUGCGGCACUGUUAAGGGGAGUAAAUAAAGCCAGCAAGUACGUAUCACUGGUAGGACAUAGCGUAGACAGAGUGCCUAAUUCCGCGGAUAGUUCCCACGACGAGGACGACAGCGACGUGACGGGCAUUGUCGGUCCAUCGGGAGGAACGGGGACCGUCAUGUCCGAGCUGACCGGGUUGGUACACGCGACGGGUCCCCGAUUUCUACCUUCGGGACUUGACGACAUGCUGUCGGAUGAAGAAGGGUCUUACAGCAGUAGAAUAUCGAACAAGAGCGAGAAGAAUAUGGCGGACUUCGACGGGGAGGAGAGUGGCUGCGAGGAGGAGCUGGCACAACUGGCUGCGAGGCAUCUAACGGCGAUUCAGAUGCAGGCCUAUCACCCACACAAUUCUCAUCCAACGAUGACCAUCGGCAGAUCCGUCUGCAGAGCCCCUCAAGUGCGGACCAUACGGCAAACGGUGGCGAGGCUCAGUUCCCAGUUUAACCUGGAGACAGUUUGUAAGCCAGGUAAUACCCUUUUGUGGGAUCUCCUCCAGGACGACAAGAUCGGCCAGCUUGGCGAGGGCUUGGCCCUGGAAGCCGAAAAGGCCCUCUGCAACUUGCUUUGCUUCAACGUCGAGAGGCUGAUACCCAUGAAGUUUAUCGAGGGGUGCCUGGAAAAUCUGGCAGCGAAUCGCUCCGUAGUGGUGUCGCUUCGACUACUUCCAAAAUUACUGGCCAGUUUCCAGCAGUUCGGUACGAUGGAUGCCCACGCAAUUACGACCUGGGCCGACCGAGAGAGGAACAUGAUGAAGCAUUUCUUCAAUAAUCUGAAGACCUAUGCGGCCACCGGACCGAAGACGAACCUGUACUCGCAUCAAACGGAGGUUCAAGUCAGAUUGCAAUUCCUCUCUUCGAUUUUCUCCCCUCUGGGCUCACCGGAUUGUUUCAGGCUGAGUCUGGAGCAAGUAGACAUACUCUGGCAGUGCCUGUCUCAAGACAGCACCUGCGCCGAUGAGCUCUUCAGCUGGUUAUUGAGUCAAGCCAAGUCCACGGAACAACACGCGCUGGGUAUGGACACCCUGAAGCACCUGUGCAUGCGCAAGCUCCCCAGCCUCCCCCCGGAAGCCGUAAGCAUGACAGGCCUCAGUCUCUUUCAACAACUCUGCAACCUGGCGAGAUUAGCUGCAGCUCAUCUGGACAGGCCUCUGCGAGACGUGGACUCGGUCGGCAUGGACUUCCUCUGGCGGAUAGCUUUGAAGGCGAAGAGCACGGACGUUAGCAUGGCGGCGAUACAGUAUCUGAACGGCUAUUACAUGUCGCGGCAAUUAACGCAAGAAGCCGAAUUCGUGUCCCAGUGUAUGACUCACCUGGCUGCGGCCAGCGCAGACCUGGAGAUUAACGAGGAGGCCAGUCUGCGGUGCAUCCAGCGAGCUUUGCUUUUGCUGAGGACUCACCUGGAGGCAUUCAGGAAGCGAUACGCUUACCACUUGAGGCGCUGGGCAUUGGAAGGUCGUGGGACCGACAGUCACAUCGCCAUGAGCGGCUCCGAGAGGGGCCAGCAACUAAGAAUCUACGUCCAGCCGGCAGGUAUUCCCGACAAGACUAGUUUCACCCUGCUGAGUACAGACUACGUAGCCGACUUGAGAGCGGAGGUAGCCAAGUGGUGGGAUGAUAUGCAGAACGAGCAGGAAAAGAAUCCGUCGUCCUCGGUGACGUCGGCCUCGGUCAACAACGGAGGCUCGGUGCUAGGUUCUCUCCUCAGCGACGGUCCGAUUAGAAUGAUAACGCAGGGGCAAGAGCUGACCAUUGACUUCGACGAGAAGACCCUUCAAGAGAUGGGCUUCAAGGACGGCCAGCUGGUGUUCAUCUCCCUAGGCGCGGGUAGGGGUACGGGGAGCGGAAGGUCCGGGAAAAGGGACUUGGAGUCGCCGUCUUUGCUGCCUCCACCGUCUAGAGAUUCCUUGCCGACUCUUCUUCUGCUAAGGCCUCAGUACUUCGAGCAGCUGUUCACCUUGAUGAGGACCCUGAGCGCCAUGAAGACGACCGUUAAAGGCGGUCAGGAGAUACCCCACACGAAGGCCCAAGUGCUGUCCAGGAGGGUCUGGGACACCUUGACUCUGCUUCCCACCAGCCCGACCCUCUUGCGAGGCUUCCAGAAGCUGGAGGAGGCUUCGCUUCCCGAACUGCUGGACCCCGCCAGUCCGCAGAAGCUGAUGUAUUCCCUGUAUAUCGUCGAGUCUUUAAGCAAACGAGGACCCCCGUCUAGACCCGCACCCACCAGUUCCAGCACAGCAACCCCCGUCCACGAAGGAGGUGGUGGCGACGCCGACGAUAAUCAAGACGACAGGGAAAAGGAGACCAGCUGGUCCACGCAGUUCGUCCAACACGGAGGACUCAGGCAUUUGUUCGACAUCUUCAUGUCCGGGUGUCUUGAGCGAGGGGACGGCAGCGAGUGGCAACAGGAUUGCCUCGCCAGUCUGCUGAAACAACUGUGUCAUUUGGGCGUCGUCAGAGAGGAGAGGAAAAGAGGCAAGCCGGACAAGCUGCUGGUGCCCAGACUGAGCGAGGCGAUGUUGGCGAUGAUGGACAUGGAGACGGUGAUGCCCAGACUGACCAACAUCCUGAUAGAAGCUUCCCUGCCUAGGGACCCUAAUCACUAUAAGACCGGCCUCUUUGGGAGGUCCCAGGUGAUCCAUUACGCGAUGGCGUUGCUGGUCUGCUGGGUUCACAGCGACCUCGGGGUCCGGCACUCCUUGUUCUCGUCGACCGAACCCUUCGGGAAGACCUGGCUUCGCCGGCUCGUCCUGGAGGAUCCUGAGCCCGCCGUGAGGAGAGAGGUUUGUACCGCCUUGUACAGACUCUGCUUAGGAAUCACCGGCACCGAGGACGAAAAUGCCGACACGUCCAACUUGAUCGUUCCUAUCCUGAACACUCUGUUGGAGCAUCUCGCGAUCGCCGAGACCAUGCUGCCUUCUCCUCGUAAGCCGGACCUUCCUCUGCAUCUGCACCCUGUCCUGGACGACGGCAAGGAGCCUUACGGACCGGCGUGUCGGGACUACUUCUGGCUGGUCUGUCGCCUGGUGGACUCUUUGCCCGACGACGUCAUUCGGGAAGAGGGCUCCGACGAAUCCUCGGGUGCUAUCAUAGACCUUGAAGCAUUGGCACACAGAGCCAUUGAUUCCGCCUUGAGCAGGGAACACCUGGAGACCAGACACAAUACGGUCGAGGACGACGGCCUCGUCGGCUUGCUGAACCUGAUCUGCAACAUCAUGACUCAUAAUCCUUCCUGCAAGCAGGACAAGAUCGGGCAGAACCUGCUCUGCGAGGUCUUUGACUUCUUGUUCGCCCUGCCGAGUCCGAAGACGAAGCACGUGCCGAAGUGCAAGAGCCAGGCGUCCAGGUCGGCUGCAUUCGAUUUAUUGGUGGAGCUGGUUAAAGCCGCGCCCAAUAAUUACAAGAUCUUGCACGAGAAGCUGUUGGCUCAGCACAGGCCUGGAAGACACUCACCGUAUCCUUGGGAUUACUGGCCUCACGAGGACGGACGUUCCGACUGCGGAUACGUUGGCUUGACGAACCUUGGGGCCACCUGCUACAUGGCUAGCUGUAUGCAACACCUGUACAUGAUGCCACAGGCUCGGGUCUCGAUUCUCGGUGCCGACUGUAACCGAGCGAACAAGCACCAGCUGACUCUGCGGGAGUUGCAGAGGAUGUUCGCGUACCUCCUGGAGUCAGAGAGGAAGGCGUACAACCCGCGCAGCUUCUGCAGGGUCUACACAAUGAACCACGAGCCUCUCAACACUGGCGAGCAAAAGGACAUGGCCGAGUUCUUCAUCGACCUGGUCUCCAAGCUCGAGGAGAUGACCUCCGACCUGAAGAACCUGGUGAAGACGCUCUUUUGCGGGGUGAUAUCCAACAACGUCGUGUCCUUGGAUUGCGAGCACGUCAGCAGGACUCUGGAGGAGUUCUACACGGUGCGCUGUCAGGUGGCCGACAUGAGGAACCUUUACGAGAGCCUCGACGAAGUGACCGUCAAGGACACUCUCGAGGGUGACAAUAUGUACACCUGCUCCCAGUGCGGGAAGAAGGCCCGCGCCGAGAAGAGGGCCUGCUUCAAGAAACUCCCUCACAUCUUGUGCUUCAAUACCAUGAGGUACACCUUCAACAUGGGCACUAUGCUGAAGGAGAAGGUCAAUACGCACUUCAGUUUCCCCCUGAGGCUCGACAUGUCGGGGUACGUCGAGAAGAAGCUGAUGCCCCAGCAGUAUCAGGACGAGAAGAAGAAAGCCCUGGAGAAGAGAAGCGAGGCCGAGGGCUCGGGAGACUUUGGCCUCGACGAGGAGGAGAUGGAGCACUACCUCUACGACCUGAUCGGCGUCACCGUCCACACCGGGACCGCCGACGGGGGUCACUAUUACAGCUUCAUCCGGGACCGCACGUCCCUCAACAAGGACAAGUGGUUCCUCUUCAACGACGCCGAGGUCAAGCCCUUCGACCCGAACCAGAUCGCCGCGGAGUGCUUCGGUGGAGAAAUGACGAGCAAGACCUACGACUCGGUCACCGACAAGUUCAUGGACUUCAGCUUCGAGAAGACGAACUCGGCCUACAUGCUCUUCUACGAGUGGUGCACCGAUCCCGUCGAUCCUUCCAAGGACGAGGAGGCCACCGUCUCGAGUCCUCGCGCCCCGGACACUCCUACGUCCUCUCAACAGCAAUGCAACCCGAGGACCGACAAGCCCCUGCCCCUCGAGCUCAACAAGGAGCUCGAGGACUGGAUCUGGCAGGACAACAUGCACUUCCUGCAGGACAAAAAUAUUUUCGAGCACACCUACUUCAGCUUCAUGUGGCAGAUCUGCGGUUACAUACCUCACACCAUGCAGCCGGACAUCACGGAGAUGUCGGCCGAGCUUUCGACGUCCUUCUUCAUGGAGACGUUCAUCCACGCCAAGGAGAAGCCCACCAUGGUCCAGUGGGUCGAGCUGCUGACGAAACAGUUCAACGGAUCCGCGGGAGCCUGCGCCAGGUUUCUCGAGAGGAUGGCGGCCGAUUCCUGGUGGCCUAUCCAGAUCCUGGUCAAGUGUCCCAAUCAGAUGGUCAGACAAAUGUUCCAGAGGCUAUGUAUCCACGUUAUUCAGAGACUGAGGGCCACCCAGGCACCUCUGUACCUUGCCUGCGACCCCGACAGCGACCCCACCACCGUUGGUACCAGGUCCUGUGUCACCAGAUACGUUCGGAUGCUGCUCUCCCUCAUGGAGCACGCCAAGCAACACCUUAAACACCUCACGGAGUACUUCAGCUUUCUCUACGAGUUCAGCAAGAUGGGGGAGGAGGAGACGCUCUUCCUGAUCCAGGUGCAGGCGAUCUCCACGAUGGUGAAUUUUUACCUUGGACAUAAGACCCACGAGUACGUCGAUGCGGUCAGCGAGGAGGAAGAGGAAGAGGAGGUCGUCACACUGGCCGCGGAGAAGCUGAGGCCCGCCUCGCUUGAUAAGAUGAUAACGCUCAUUGCUACCUUGGUGGAACGUAGCAGAGGACCCGAUCACAGGCUAACGCUGUCGCCGGCAGACUUGAACGCCGUUGCUGGCGGAAAAGGCUUCCCAUUCCUGUACCAACAGACUAGGGACACCAUCAAUUUGAACCAGACUCGCAACUUGAUACAGUCGCUCUGUCGCUGGAACGACCGACUGGCGAUACACAUCGUUACGAUGAUAUUCCAGGCGAUAACGAAGCACACGGACGUCUGUCAGCCGUUCUUUAAAUUGUUGACGCUUUUGACGGAGGGCUCUGGGCCCAGUGGACUGCCUUGCAUGACCCAGCUGAUCUUGGGUAGAGUCUGGGAAGCUGCGAGGGUCGCACCUCACGGAGCCCUCGAAUGGCUCGCCCUUGCUGUCACUAGGAGCAAGCUGGCUCAUGCCUGGGUACUCCAAGGACUGGACACGUGGCUGCAACAUUUCCUUUUGGAGCAUACCAACCAAAGGGUGCGAUCCGCCGCUGCUUUUCUUCUGGUCUCUCUGGUUCCGUCUACGCAAUUCCGCCAGGGGUACAGAAACGCUCACCGGCUAGGAUUGGGAUGCAACCCCACGAGGGAGUUGCAGCUCUCGUCCGAGGCCACUUUGAUCCUCCACCAGAUCUACACCGCUCUUCUGAGACUUCUGCAACCUGCCAGGCACUAUAUCGACAUUCAGACUCAUGGGACGAUGAAACUUACCGCGUACUUUGCACUUCUUACGUACUGUGUUGUUUCGAAGACUGAAAAGUUGAUGUUCGGACAAUAUUUAAACGAUCUGUGGACCCUGUUUCAUCCGAAACUAUCGGAGCCGAGUAUCCCGGUCCAUCAUAAUAAGCAAGCUGUUCUGCUUUUCUGGUACCACGUCUGCUCCGACUGUCCAGAGAAUGUCGCCACGAUACUGCACAAUCCGCACAUCACCAAGAACAUUGCAUUUAAUUAUAUACUAGCCGAUCACGAGGAUCAGGAUGUCGUUUUAUUUAAUAGGGUAAUGUUGCCCGCCUAUUACGGGCUUCUAAGGCUAUGUUGUCAGCAGUCCCGAGGGUUCACGAGACAACUGGCUGCGCAUCAAAAUAUCCAGUGGGCCUUUAAAAAUAUCACCCCGCACCCCACGCAGUACUCGACGGCGGUCGACGAGUUGUUCAAGUUGAUGCAAUUGCUGGUCGCGAGGCACCCGGAUCAAACCGAGCAGGAGGAAGCGGAAAUCGCGUCCUUCCGAAGAGGAACUCUAUCCUCGUACCUGCAAGGUUUAGACGGUCGUUCCUGUUGGGCGACCUUAAUUUCGGCCUUCAGAAUCCUAAUAGAGUCCGACGACGAUCGGCUCUACGUGGUUUAUAAUGGAGGCCUGAGCAUGGCCUUGGAGGCAUUUCACAUGCUGCACGUAAUGUACCACGAGGCAACGGCCUGCCACGUGGCGGGCGACCUGGCGGAGCUGAUAGCCAUAAUCGUCGAGCUGGUCCGCUGCAUCAGGACUGCCCGGGACGGGCCGGACGCGAGGAGCAUCCUUGCGAAUUGCAAAGAGUGGCCGGACGUUCUCCGGAAACUGGCCACUCUUUUGAACACGUACAAUCCGCCGGAUAUGCGGAACCUCGCGAUAGACUUAUUGAAGGAGCUGGUGAUGCUGGUCCCCGCCGAGGCGAUCCUGAUCUUGGCUCCCUUGCUCUCGCACUGCCACGCCGCCUUGCAGGAGUCGCAUGCGGCUGUUCCCCCGGGACCGUAUUUGCCGAGGAGGACCGCGCCGGGAAAAAUGGCCUCCAGGCCAGCUAGGCCGAUGGUGCAGAUGGCGGUUCCGCAUUCUCAGCUCGAGGCAUCGAAGGGCGUCGAUCCGGAAUACGACAGUGCCCUGCUCGAGUUCUAUUUGCCUUAUCAUGAACUGAUCGACGUCAUGUGCAGGCUGGCUAUCAACAACGACUGCAUGACGGAUACGCUGGUUAAUUUGAGCGCCAUGCUAGGAUUCGAGGGAGUGCCCUUGCACUUGGCGCUAUUUCCGAGACUCUGGCUGGACGUCCACGCGGCAACCCACAUCGACAGGAAGCACAUAGCCGCCCUUUUGUGCUCGUCGUAUACGGUAGACUACGUGGACGCGGUGCUCCUGGACGAGAGGUCGUCGUUGGGGGUGCCGGCGAUACACGCCUUCUUGAAGACGUUCUUCCCGAAGCUGGCGAGCCACGUGCUGACCGAGCAGACCUGCUCGCUGAUCGACAACCUGGUGAGCUCGCUGACGGCGAUGGUCGAGGCGGUCGAUCCGCAGGCCUCGGCGCACAGGUUAACGGGAGACCUGCGCGCUCUGGCUCUCGUCUACAGCAGCGGCACCAGGCUCAAUCCUCCGGUCAGCCUGCAGUCGGCUCUGGAGACGUUGCUCUCGCGAACCAAGGCCGCCAGGAUGAAGGAGGCGAGCCAACGGGAGGCCGGAGCGCCCUCGAAGAAGCGGAAGUUCAACCCCGGCGAGGAGGGCGAACGCGAGGGGAAGAAGGUCCCUCCGGAGACGGAGGAGACCGACGAGCGGAAGCGGUUCUCGUUGAUGGACGUCGAGAGCAAGGCCAGGACCGGGAAGAAGGACGACGCCAAGUCCGUCGACUCCGGCGAGGACGAGGCCGAGGACGAGGCCAAGACGACUGCCGGGAACUCGUCCGCGAUACCUCCUAACCCGAUCACCGCCUCCACGGCCAGCGGACGCCCCGACGACCAGCUCCGCUGCACCCUGACCAACGUCUCUUGGCUCGAGAUGCUGGAGAAGACCAUCGUCAACCUGCAGAUGAUAGUGCAAUUGCAAAUCAAGAAUAAUUAAGGGACCUCCCGAACCCUGAACGGCGAUUAUAGACCCCUUCAAGCCCCGGUCGACCCUGGGAACGCGGUUCGACUUGGAGUGCUCGCGGUCGCAUCGGCUCUCGUCGACCACCACCGGCUGGAGCUUACUUAAACGGAAACGCGUUUCGGCCGAUCAUUUCGAAUGGUUCUUGGUCGACCGAUUCGCAAUUGGAAAGUAGGUAGUCCGACGCUCGGCAGGCCUCUACCUUACCGACGCCGGUCUGGCAGGCUACUCGGUGUUCACGUCGAGAAAUGGCGAUGAAAACUCUCCGGAGAAGCUGCGCUGGAGGGCCUCCAAUCUUGCCGGCAACUCCAAGACGUACCACAACGAGAUACCGAAGGCUCGGCGUAGCCAACGCUCGCCGCUUGGCCGUUAGUCGUAAAUUUUUUCAAUAUUAUGCCCGCGUAGAUGCGUCGAGGGGGGGCAGCUCUCGGCGAUUGUGUAAAAAGUGUGCGCGGAUGGAUAUCAAUUGUCUCGUUGCCUCGAGCGAGCCUCUUGUCUGCCAAUAGUCGUGCUGCGCUGUCGUCCCGCUUUUGGCAUCCGCGAAUUACGUCUCACCUGAUUCCCGAGGUCAGCGUGUUUUUAUCCAAUGAACACUUUUACCGUGAGCGAAGAUGACAAGUGCGUGGAUUAUUACUUGACAAGUCGGAAAUGAACUCACUCGGAUCGGCAUGGACUAAGAGAAGACACCGAACAGCUACGACUUGUAGGAUGCGAUUAGGAAUUUCGUGGGGGAAAAAAAUAAAAAAGAAAAUGCGAGCGCCUUUGCGAAACCCGAUGUGUCAUGUAGGUACUUCUAUUUUGUUAGUCAAUAGCCGAAAACGACUUUCAUCCGAGUUAAACUCCGGUUCGAGACGCCAUUUUAGGUAAUCGGGAACCCUUUUUUUUUCUUCUCUUUUCUAAGCGGAUAAAAAAAACACUAAUCGGUUUAAUCGGUCUUAUAACAAUCCUAGGUGAUGACGCGUCUGCUAUAAGCAGGACAAAUCGUGCAUGAUUAAAAUUUGACUUGCACUCGGAUAUUUAGACAAUUGGUCUUGUGCAAGCGUGAGGACAUCGCUCUCCUCUUCCGUCGUUAUGGAAGCUUCGUUUUGGAAUACCCGACUAGCAAUGCAGGACUACGGUAAUGAUACACGGGCUUCGGUUAUCGAGCACUGGCAUCGCACGAUUAGAACGUAUAAUUGUUAGAUACAGGUUGCAGCUGCUCUCGCCUUCUCUCCUAAGGAAGGUGGAAAAUCGAGUAAGAAUUUUAUCUGGUAAACGGCUGACCGUCGCGUCCCAAUAAGUCUCGGUUUAUUAUGGAAGUAUUCACGCGGCCAUAUCAAUUGUGAACCUUCCCUCCUUGGUCCGCGUAUUCCGCGACAUUCGUUCAAAAUCCGCUUCGUUGCGCCUUUCGUGAAUACGCAGAUUCGUCGCACUGUUACGCUGGGUAUAAAGGACGCAGAGAGGAAAUAUACACAUUUGGUUUUCACGUCUCUUUCUCUCUCUCUAUAUAUAUAUACAUACAUAUAUUAUGUUUCGAUUUUUUAUUUAACGAAGCGUUAGAGGAGUAGAGUGCAAAUCAUCCUAACGACGAUCUUUGGCGCGUUUUCUUGUCCUUGUCGUCCCCGAUGCGUGUAUCAUUAAUGGCUUACGCAAUAUCGUAUGUACAUUACAUCAUGUUGCAUCACACGCUCUCUCGGGUCCUGGCUAUCGGUUUGCCUUGCGCGUUUUUAUUGUGUGUCGACUUGAAGCUACGUGGCCGUGUUUUCUUUUUUUUUCUCUGCUUCUGGUUGGAUCUAAUUGAGGUUCUGACAUUUUGAUAGGGCUCAAGCUUUAAGCCAGCUUCGCUUAUCGCGACGCAAAGUAAUGAUUGUAUACGGUUUCGUUGCUGCGCGACUGUGUCUCACUUUUGACGCCUAGCCGAGCAUUGCGGAACAAAUGAACGAAGGUUCGGUGGUUUUUUAACGAAGGCCCUAUUCGUGUAUGUGUACGUAUACUUGUACGAUACUCCGCUCUGUACAGCUGAUUUCGUUCUUACGCGGCGCAGCCUUGAUUCGCACUCUUGAAAUUUCCGAGCCUGGUAUUUCUGGGCUCCUUUGAACGGCACUGAAAUCGAACUCGCAUCCUUCAUUUGAUUUCCUGCCGUAUGUAUCGUGCGAAUCGCUUUGAUCUCUUGGCUCGAACGAUCCGAGGAAUACGCAAAUCGCACGCUACCACCACGACAUCGUCCAAGUACUCGUUAUCAUUAAAGUGUAUAGUUUUCGAGCGAGAUUAAAUAAACCCCCAUGAUUUUAAA